Molecule: messenger RNA, 1320 nt
Organism: Blastomyces gilchristii SLH14081
Lineage: Eukaryota; Fungi; Ascomycota; Eurotiomycetes; Onygenales; Ajellomycetaceae
Product: tyrosinase
Exons: 5
Coding region: 1-1320 (439 amino acids)
Molecular function (GO): oxidoreductase activity
Source: RefSeq, a predicted model, not a curated record
AUGAAGCAACAUGUUCUGGCGUCUCUCUUCUGCUUUUGCAGUAUUUUGAUAAUUGGAGCACUGGGAGGGUCUGACACAGCGAACAGAAAGAGACGGGAGUUUAUUGACAGCGGAGCACGCCUUCUUCAGCUGCAAAGCAAGGCAAACCACCACCUGUAUGAGGCACUUAGAGGACGACGAGAUACUCGCCACGAUGAAAAGGCGGGAGGGUGUAACAAUGACUACGGUGACGGUAGUGGUCAUCGGGAUGAUGACCGUGGGGAAAUAUGUCGCCAUCAAUGUACGCCAGGUAAAUUAACUAUUAGGAAGGAGUGGCGAUUCUUGUCCAAGGCAGAAAGACGGAAAUAUAUUGACGCUGUGUAUUGCCUCCAGUCGAAACCAUCAUUAUUUACACAGCAAGAAGCACCUGGCUCUAAAAAUCUUUUUGACUCGUUCGCAGCUGUCCAUAUUAACAAAACCCCAUUCAUCCAUGGAACUUUCAACUUCCUCGCCUGGCACCGAUACUUCGUCUGGGCAUACGAGAAGGCUCUUAGAGAAGAAUGUGGAUAUCAUGGGGCUAGUCCUUAUUGGGAGUGGGGAUACGAUGUCCAUGAUCCGGAAAAAUCUGCAGUGUUUGACGGUUCGGCCUAUAGCUUGGGGAGUAAUGGUGCUCCAUUAGCAGAUAGGGCACCAACAUACCGUCCGGCUCCUCCUCCGCCCUUGCCACAAACUGAGGGUCACGAUUUUCCGGCUGGAACUGGAGGAGGAUGCGUUAUGUACGGUCCGUUUUCAGACUUAACCACCAAUCUAGGCCCAGUUGCUAUGCCCGGAGGUGACCUAAAUAAUCCAUUGCGAUACAAUCCCAGAUGUUUGAUGCGUGAUAUGAACGCCUUCAUAGGCCAGCACUACACUGCUUUCAACUGGUCGACGUGGACUAUUGAAGAGAGUAAGGACAUAGAUGGGUUUCAAUCUCGUCUCGCUGGGCUACCGGGCAAUCAAGGCUCGAAACAUGAUCCGCUGAAUUUCUUUGGGGUGCAUGGUGGUGGACAUCUCUUUUUGGGUGGGAUGACUGGCCAACAUUCGGAUUUUUAUUCCAGCCCCCAAGAGCCAGCUUUCUUCCUACACCAUGGCCAGAUCGAUCGUCUCUGGUCCAUCUGGCAAUGGCUAGAUAUUAAGGAACGACGGGAUGCAAUUUAUGGCACACUUACGCUAGCCAAUAUACCUCCUACCAGAAAUGGAACUUUAGACGACAUCAUCGACGUGGGUCCGCUUGCACCGCCAGUGUCUGUGCGAGAGGUUAUGAGCACAAUUGAUGGACCGUUUUGUUACUUUUAUGAAUGA